AUGAACCACAAUCCUUUCCGCUCAGGCGAGGGUUCUGACGCCAUGCUUCUUCCCAAGUCCGAUGGAACCAUCGAGCCAUGGGACCAGUCGCCUCAGGAGUGCGGCAUAAACCGUCACUACGCAACCGCAGAGGAUCCAGGUCCGAGUGCAGACGUCGUCUAUCGUUGCAGCCGAGUUGCUUGUCGUUCCCUCCUCCAUCCCAAGUGUCUUGACAAGUUCUGUCUUCCAUGGAUGGAGCAGUUUACGCUCCAGAAGUACUGUCCCCUUUGCGGACCUGCGUGGCCUCUCAAGGUCGAGCACAAAGAGGGGGAGGGUUGGUGCAGCUGGGGGGACUGUAUGUUUGAGGAUGCUAUGCAGAAGGUGAAGCGUGAGCGGCAGCCGACCCUGAUUCCCCCGGCACAGGAGAUGCACUGGGAAGAGCAGCAGUCGUCUCACGUGCAGGGGCAGUCUGUUGAAGCCCAGCAGCUGCAUCUGCAGAUACAACCUGCUGAAACUCUCGGGGGAGACAGCGUGGACUCCUCUCGAAUGCUGUCGGAUUUGCAGCAGGAGCAGCAGCACCAAUCCAGUCCAGCCCUCGGGGGAGGCAGCGGGCCUCACUCUUCACAAACAUGGUCACAGCAGCCUGUGCAGCAAGGAUCGUCUCAUGCCCUCGCAGAUUGCCGCGAGAUGCUCCGUUCAAUGCAAUCGAAGUCGGAGGUGCUGAAGUCUACUCGAGAGUCUUGUGAAUUGCUCGCAGAGCCCGCUUCUUCUCAAUCGGGAUUGCAGCAGCAGCAGCAGCUGUAUCGGCAGUCUCAGUUGCAGAAUCUACCUCUAGAUAAUGAGAGAGACCUUUUGAGACCUCUUUCUGUUCAAGCGGCGUUUCACCAGCAACUUCAUCCUGCUGGAACCCUUGGAAGAAGCCGCACUUCGUCCUCUUCUGUACAGCCGGCGGUGCAACAGCAUUCCUUUCAAGCCUCUGGGGCAAGCUAUAUGAGAAGCAAUCUAGAGACUUCUUCGAAAAAUUCCGGGUUCCAGGAGCGACAACCCGGUGGAGGCCCCAGUACCCCAAUGUCUCCCGUGCAUACCAGCUCCCAACUGCAGCACAACUCUGUGCAGAAAGGCCAACGCCGGUCAAGGUAUUCUGACCGGAACAUAAGUUAUCAAUAUGCGGAGAUCGGUGGGCGAUACAAGUGUUUAAAGCCGUUGGACAACGGCGACAUUUGUGGCAAGACAUUCACGCGUUCAAAUGACGUGGAGCGGCAUUGGCGCAGGAAGCAUGAAGGGAUAAAACCCCACUGCCCCGUGUGUAAUCGUGGUUUGGCCAGUAAACAAACUUUGGAACGUCAUCUGUUGAUUUUCCAUGGGAGCAACGAGGCGAUUGGAAAUAUGGGGUGA
This is a messenger RNA of Aspergillus saccharolyticus JOP 1030-1, 1374 nucleotides long. RefSeq lists its product as uncharacterized. The transcript is spliced from 2 exons. The record is from RefSeq and is a predicted model, not a curated record. Lineage: Eukaryota; Fungi; Ascomycota; Eurotiomycetes; Eurotiales; Aspergillaceae. Bases 1 to 1374 code for a protein of 457 amino acids.